AUGGGACGCUUUAGUCUGAACGAUGCUUCACAUAAACGGCGUGCUCCGGAUACACGCGGCACUGGCUUCCUGAACAACAUUACUGGACCGAAGACUUCGGCGAGCACGUUCCUCGCGCCCCGGGCGCAAGCUUCACAGAUCGGUGCCCCCUUCGCGUUUACGUUUGGCAGUGGGCUGGCGCUAGUGCAACAUAGCACCCCCCGUGCAUGGGCGCACGAGAGUCGGGGAGGAAGUUCGGCCAUUUUGAGCGGCAUCGAGGCUGGGAUGGACGCACAGAAGCUCGCUGCAGCGUUUCAGACGCCGUUUCACGGUGUGGCGAUAGACGACGCACAAGGCAGCCCUCCCGAAGAACAUGAGGAUUUAAAUGAAGCAGUCGCUGCUCCAACCGCAGAAGAACCAACUAAGCCGUCAUUCACUGAAAAGAUUAAAUCGCUUCUGAAAAAGGUUCCCCUUUUGUCUUGGAGGGACGACUGGAGCCAGCUCUUUCUCCACGAAGCUAUUCGACACGACGGGCGCGCAGAAGCACUGGGUCUUACGAAAUGCCCUGGUUGCAAGAAGGAUGGAUUCCCAGAGUAUCGCUGCGAAGAUUGUCGCUAUGCGAACUACUGCAAAGAGUGUACCCUCUUCUGGCAUCGGCACGUCCCGCUGCACAACCUUGAGCGUUGGAAUGCUUCGGAGUUCUAUGAGAGAGUAUCCGGAGCCGAGGUUGGCAUUCGUAUUCAGCUUCUACAUCCACCAGGCGAAGUGUGCAAGUUUCGCUCCCUCCAUUCGGUCGAGAAAUUUACCAUAAUACACACCAACGGCAUCCACAAGAUUCCGGUCGAUUUCUGCAAGUGCGAGAUUGGGAAGGACAUUCCAUACCACAUUCAGCUGAUGAGAUGGCGUCUCUGGCCCGCAACCUGCGAGGAUCCGCAUACGGCAACGACCUUUGAGGCUCUAGACUGUUUCACGCGACUGUCAGCGUUCGGUCGACUGAACGUCUACGAUUUCUAUCGUGCACUGGAAGCCUCGACGAAUGGCGCCAUGCUACAACGUGUAGCGAACGUACGACAGCAACUGUCCAAUUGCGUGCGUCAGUUUCGUCACAUCAUGAUGUUCAAGCGAGCGGGUCGUGGCCAUGAGCCGGGCGGCAUCGCCGGAACCCCUCCUGGAGCCUGCGCAGUCCGAUGCCCGGCUUGCCCCGAUCUGAAGCUCAACAUGAAGACAUGUGUGCUGGGUCCAUUGAAAUGGAUAGGUCGCGCGUUCCUGGGUGUGGACGCGAACUUUCGACUGUCUAACAAGUUUACGUAUGCGACAAAACAAACGGACCCAAGUCUUACCGACGGCAGAGCAUAUAUGGCACCCUGGAAAGACUACGCGAAACAUAUACGUGCGACGAACAAGGAGUUGUCUGAAAAGUCAACGUGCUCGAAGUUCUCGGCGCUCGAAUUAGCCAACGUGAGAGAGGUCACGAUUUCGUACGACAUCGCUUGUCAAUAUUGCCGGAAGAUUAAGGAACGCCUGGCACGGAUUCCGCACACGAGCGCCGUAUGGGCUGGCGCGCAAACCUUUGCUGCACUCGUUGCGUCCAACAGCAUCACAUAUGCGGUUCCAAAAUUCCAUCUAUUCGCCCACAAGUUGUGGUGUCAGCUUCGCUUCGCUUUUGGAUGGCUAUUUGGCACAGCUAUAACAGACGGGGAAGCAGUGGAGCGCUUGUGGUCUGCAUUCAAUGCGGCUGCAUCUAGUUUACGGGAGAUGGGUCCGGGUGGGAACAAUGACACGCUGGAUGAUAUGUUCGGUGCAUGGAACUGGAUGAAGACGUGUUGCAUUGGUGCCUCAAUCGCACAAAUCAACUCGGAAACCGAGAAAGAGAUCGGCUCUGCGACGAACGAGGUGGCGCGUGGGCUUGCGAAAGAAGACGCGGUGCUAGCCGAAUGUCUUCUUGACGGCCUUCGGAUUGAGGAUGAAAGGGCACGUAUAACUGCGAGGCAUGACAGUGAAGGCGAGACAGACAAACAGGCGACAACGAAAACCACUGUUCUCAAAGGCCUAGCGCUUACAAUCACCAAUUUUCGAGCUGUACAGGAGUACGCCAUGCCCGCGACAUAUGCUCGCCUUUCCCCCAAUGAACGCGACCCCGCCCACAAGACUGCCAUGACCGUCGCGCUUGGCUUACCAUCGGCUCCACUAGACGGCGACACAUCUCUUGUCUCUGCGGCCGCCAAGACCAUGGAAGCUAAAUAUCGUUGGGCGUUGAUGAAGGACGAGCUUGACCGUCUACUGCAUCAACUGCGCUGGAAGGGAUGUCUCCAUAAGCAUAGAAUAGCCCACGUGACGGGACAGCGAGCGUCUACGAGGUCGCUUUCCGCCCAAGCCGCCGUCAGCGCCAACGUCAAAAGGGCGGCAGAUGCAUACAGACGGCAUCGCGCCGCCUAUGAAGUCUUAGUUGGUGACGGCUCCUGGAAAGAUGUCAUGCGCGAGUUGAAGGAUUCGGAGUGUCGUCCCCUUGGCGAUAGACUCAUUGAGCAGAUGGAGAAGAUGGCAGAGCGCAAGAUUAAGAAGUUUCUCGAGGGGAAGUCGGUAGCCGAUACGUCCGGCGAGACAAAUUACAAGCUUCCAUGGAUCUGGUAUAGCUGGGGUGGGAAGACCGGCGCCGAAAUUACAGACCAACUGAUCACUGAGUGGGCCAAAUCUCGUGCGCGCUCUCAACACUGGGUCCAGGAGAUACAACUAGUCGACGCCGAGAUGCAGCGCGCGAUCGAGUUCAGCGAAUCGAUGGCGUUAAUCUGGGAUGCGCGACGAAAUUAUGAGAAGACUAUCGAUAUCGGACCUGAGCAAAGUUGGGCUUGUGAUGAUGCAUGGGCCGAUGGUAUGCGGGCAUAUGCGUCGAAGCAGGCGUUCAUUAGGAGGGCGCACGCAGCGAAAUGGACUCAGGAAUUCGCGCAGCUGCGUAUGGAAGCGAAAAGGUUUCUCACCGUUCACACAGACGAUGGCCUUUCAUUGGAGCCGCUGACGUUGCUGUCUGUCAGUGAGGUGGAGGAUAUGAGACUCCGUGCGCGUCUUAGGAGAGAAAGGCGGAAUAAGCCCAAACGCGUCAAGCCUGAUGACGAGGAUCCGGACGUAGAAGUCGACGACGGCCUCUUGGACCUCUUCGAAGAGGAUACGGCUUUACAGGAGGAAUUAGAUGCUUUAGCGUCUGGCUUUAAAGGUACUAUCCACGCUGUCGAUGGCGGUGCUAAAGGCAAGAAACCCAAGGAGAGUAGAGGAGGUGGAAAGAAUCGGCGUAAGGGAGGGAAGUAG
Peniophora sp. CBMAI 1063 is the source of this 3279-nucleotide messenger RNA. The record is from the annotation of a GenBank genome assembly. NCBI's taxonomy places the organism in Eukaryota, Fungi, Basidiomycota, Agaricomycetes, Russulales, Peniophoraceae.